CAGGCCCAAGUUCAACGGCCCAACAGGCCAGAAAAAAAAGAAGAAAGAAAAAAGAAGAGAAAAAAAAAGAAAAAAAGAAGAAAGAAAAAGAGGCCCAAGUCGUUCGACCCGUUCAAUUAAGCUCGUAUUUUCGAGCUUUUCGGCAUCUUACUACGAAGGUGUUAAUUAGAGAUUGGUUGCCAAAAAUGGGCUUUUAAUGGAGGAGUCAAUUACACAAGUAAUCGAGAAAAAUGCCGUAGUCCGAGACUGGUCUUCGAGGGCUCAGAAAGCAAAAGGGGACAGUUUAAAGGAAGGGUACAUCCCCAAUCUUCCCGAGCAUGUGACUUCGAAUGCUCAUCAGAAUGAUAUUGAAGACUUGAAAAAGAUCUGGAAAUAGUGGGACUCAGAUACCAGAGGUAUCUUUAUUGAAAAAUACGGGGACAUAGCUCACUUGAUAGCAAUCGAUGUGAGCGAGCAGUUGAUUCAAGCCAUGGUUUGAUUCUGGGACCCGGCCUAUCAGUGUUUCACUUUCAAUCAGGAAGACAUGACUCCGACCAUAGAAGAGUAUGCCGCUCUGCUUCGCAUUGGCAAUGUACAAUUCAACAAGAUAUAUGUGAAGAAGUCUAAACCAAUGACCUUCAAGAAAAAGCUAAUGAAGUUGACAGGGAUGACUGAUACAUGGGCUGAAAAAUAGAUAAAAAAGAAGAAUGAAGUUAGCUGUGUUCCGUGGUUUUCUCUUCAGGAGUUAGUUCAGAAUCAUCCAGAUAUUUUGAAGAGAGUGGAUCUGUUUGCCUUGGUCGUUUACGGGCUGAUCGUCUUCCCAAAGGUUCUUGGGCACAUUGAAGUUGCGGUAGUGGAUUUCUUCGAAAAGUUGAGGCAAGGAAUCAACUUCAUCCCAACCAUAUUGGCCGAGACUUUUAGAUCGCUAAAUAAUUGUAGGAAGAGAUGGGAAUGACAUUUUAUCGGAUGCGCUCAGUUACUGAAUGUCUGGAUUUUUAGCCACUUUUGGAAAGUGGAGCGCAUACCUUGAAAAAGAUUGGCCAAAGGAUAUCACUAAACAACACUGGGUCUCGGUUUUUUAGAACCUCCAUGCGGAAGAUAUAACUUGGAAAGCACCUUGGAUUCGUCCCUCUGUCUUGUUAUACAAGUACGGAAACCAAGACUAGGUGUCUUUGCUAGGAUUAUGGGGAGGAGUUGGAUAUGCUCCGUUGAUGGUUUAAAGACAGUUUGCUUCGAGACAGUUCGUACCAGUUAUUGAUGGAUUAGCACAAUCGGAGUUUGCCUUUACGGGAGAGGGUUACAUGAAAAAGGUUCGAGAUGCUGAGAAUUCUUGAAGAAAAAUCUACCUAAUGGAAUUUGCUCUCUAUGUUGAUACUAUCACCGUAGAUUAUGACAUAAGGAGGCAACGACGAGUGAAGAGUCAACUAACCCCACCGAUUGAUGUCACUCACUAGAAUCUGUUCUCAGAGGAAAUGCCGUCUGAGCUAGAAUUGGCAAGACAUGCAUUCGAACGUGAAAAAGCUAAACUGUUACGAGAUAUUAGUUCCCUUCAGGAGGAAAACUACCAGCUGAAGAUUGAUGUUCAAAUUGAAAAAUCCAGAACCGAGAAAGUCCAAAAAGAAGUUGAGGUCACGAGAAAAGAUUUAAGGGAUCUUUAUUUGGAAAACAAGAAAUUAAGAGGCACUAUAAGGAAUAGUGGAUUGGGAAAAUCAUCGGCAAAAUGGAAGGAAGAACUAAGCAAUAUCAAAGGUGGGAUGGAAUUUUGGAAAGCCAAAGCGAAGGAGGAGGAAAGAGCUGCACGUGCUAUGAUAGAGUUGAGGAAGAAGAAUGUUGAAUAUGAGACUGUGUAUGUACAAUUAACGGCUAGUCAGUCUGAGCGUCAAGAGCUAAAAGGAAAAAUCUAAAGUCUAGAAAGUACACGGAAAGCUCAUCAACAACAUUUGGAUGACUUCCUGAAAGCUUUAGAAGAGAAGAAUGGUCAGCAUGAUAGGGACAUUUGCGCCUACGAAAGAGCCCUACAAGAAAAGAACAUGCAUCUCGGCAGUUUGAUCAAUGAAAUUCGCAAGGCGAAUGCGCAAAUAGUGCAAUUAUUAGAUGAAACAGAAGUUCUCAGUUGCCAAUACCCUCCUAGCCAAAGGUCAAGCAUAUCGGAGUUACUGGAACAUAUAAAGAAAUAAGGCGAUGUGGCUAAGUAAUUGUUAAACCAAGAUGACAACUUUUUGUAAUGGACUCUUUUGAUUAAUGAAACGUCCAAGUAUGGGGCUAUCUUGAAAUCAACUCCCAUUUUUACAUAUUUUCGCAUAACUAACAUUCAUUAGUCAUUAGUCAUCCAUUCAUUCAUUGCAUGUACAUAUCACCCUAAUCAUUUGCUAAGGUUAAAACCAUCUAAUUCACAGUUGCUACACUACGAGUCUGGAAUCACGUCAAUCUUAUAGGACGCGCCUAAGAGCUUGAGCUAUGGAUGCCGAACUCAAUGAAAGAAUGAAGAGGAUGGAGAGGACCUAAAGAGAGUUGCAAGAGAAACUGGCCUAGUCACAGCAGGAGGCGAGAGAUUUAAUGGUGAGAUCCCGAGAAGAAUCACUAGAACAAAGGGAUCAAAUGGCCAAAAUGAUAGAGAUGAUGACAACCUUAGUAAAAGAAAAGGGACCUAUGCAGAGCCCCGAUACUAUAGAGCCCCAGUCAAGAGCUAAUCAGGAUCCACUCUAUCCCCCGGGAUUUACUUCACCUCAUGCUCAUAUAACACAAAGAGGAUAUCCCUAGGGGGAAUCUACAGUCUUGGGGCAACAUCCUGUACAACCUGCUCACUUAGGGCAAUGAAUGUUUGUAUAAAACCCUGGGGCUAAUCCCUCAGAUCCAAUUGUUCCAGACCUAGAUGAUCCUAUAGAAAUAGCAAGGUUGAAAAUUGAUGACAAUAAUACUCAGGAUAAGUACAGAAUCCUGGAAGAGAGGAUCAAAGCAAUAGAAGGUGCCGAAGUUUUCUCUGCUUUGAGUGCUAAAUAGCUCAGUUUAGUACCAGAUCUGGUUCUACCCCCAAAAUUCAAGGCGCCAGAUUUUGAGAAGUAUGAUGGAACAAGAUGUCCAAAGGUGCAUCUUAUCAUGUUUUGCCGAAAGAUGACUGGCUAUGUGAAUAAUGACAAAUUGUUGGUACACUACUUUUAAGAUAAUUUGGUUGGCUCGUCCCUUCAAUGGAAUAAUCAGCUCAGCAGAAAGAAUCCGAUCAUGGGAGAAUUUAGCAUCAGUAUUUUGUGAGCAAUACAAGCAUGUAUCAGAUAUGGUGCCUGAUCGACUAACUUUACAAAUAUGGAAAAGAAGUCGCCAGAGAAUUUUAGGCAAUAUGCACAAAGAUGGAGGGAUAUCUUGGCUCAGGUGGAACCCCCGUUAACUAAGACAGAGAUAAUAGUCCUCUUCAUCAACACUCUGAAAGUGGCGGCUCUGAAAGUGCUGUUUUACAAAUGACUUUGUAGAUAUUGUAAUAUCUGGGGAGCUUAUUGAAAACGCCGUCAAGAGUGGGAGAAUGGAAGGCCCUAAGAGUUCGAAGAGGGCAGUACCCAUGAAGAAAAAGGAGGCAGAAGCUCAUAUGGUUAGAACUGUACCUCCAAUCCAUACCCCGCCCAAUCACGACCUCAUUAUCGCCCACCUUCAAACUUCUACUUUCCUCCUCAAAGUCCUUACUAUUAAGCGCCUCCCUCUUACCCCGUGUAUGCCAUGAACAACCAAAGACCAUUCACCAUGUUCCCACCAAGUACUAUGCCUACACAAAGCCAAUCCAAAAAUGAACAAAUACCAGCAAGACCCAAUUCUGAAAGACCUCAGUUUACACCAAUUCCUGUAUCAUAUGGAGAAUUAUACCCGAAGCUGUUGGAAAAACAAUUAAUAUCCCCACAUUAUAUGGCACCCCUGAAGCCACCAUACCCAAAGUGGUAUAAUCCUAACGCUAGUUACGUGUAUCAUGUUGGGAAUCAGGGACACUCUACAUAAAAUUACUUGGCCUUUAAAAGGAGGGUUCAAGGUCUCAUCGAUGCUGGCAUUUUACGAUUCGAUGGUGUUAGCAAUGUGAUGGGAAAUCCUCUUUCUAACCAUUCUGGUGAGAAUGUAAAUACUGUGACAAAUGAAGACAAUUGGCAAGCCAAAGGUUAUGUUGCCGAAGUAAGGACACCUUUGCAGAAGGUAUGGGAGAUGAUGGUUGAAAAGGGCUUGCUCUGCCUGUCUAGUAGAAUUCUCAAAGAAGAAAGUACAAAAGACCAGGGUUUCUGUGAUUUUCAUAGCGUCGAAAGGCUUGACAUCCAAUAUUGCAAGGAACUUAAAAAAUUACUUCAGGACAUGAUGGAUAACAAGGAGGUCAAAGUCUUUGAUAGGGUAGAGGGGGCCGAGGAAGGAGAAAUAUGUGCAUCUGAUAAUCAAUCGAUGGCUUUCCCUUAUAGCGUCGAUAGACCUUUGGUGAUUUAUUACGAGGCAAAGAAGGAAGAAGUUGGUCGAGAAUUUAAACCAAGUUUGAUAAUCGAAGUACCUACUCCUUUCUUUUACAAGGACAACAAGGCAGUGCCGUGGAAUUAUGAUGUCAAUAUCGUUGUACCUGAAGGUGAAAAAUCCAAGGUUGUGAGUGAAGGUGUCAGCGGAAUAGGACAUUUUACUCGCAGCAGAAGACGUUAUUCUUCCAAGACAGUUAAACCAAAGAGGAAGGUUGCUGGCCCGAGCCAAAAAGGAAAAGCACCAAUGUAUGAGGUUGAGGAUGAUAUUGAAAUACCGCCUGAGCAAGAAGUUAAAAAGGCUGCGAAUUGGGAGGAAGCACAUGAGUUCUUAAAUUUAUUAAGCACAGUGAAUAUAACAUUGUGAAACAAUUAAACAAGCAACAGGCCUGAAUCUCGGUACUAUCUCUAUUGUUGAACUCGGAGCCACAUUGAAACGAUUUCCUAAAAGUGUUAAAUCAAGCUUAUGUGGCGAACAAUGUACCUGUGGAAAAGCUUGAUAGGUGGAUAAAUAAUCUGAAUGCGGAUAAUUUUAUCUUUUUUAGUGAUGACGAAGUACCGCCGAAUGGUAGGAGCUUUGUAAAAGUGUUGCAUGUCAUAACUAGUUGCAAGGGCUACAUAGUACCAAAUGUGCUCAUCGACAAUGGAUCUGCACUCAAUGUUAUGCCCUUGGCCACGCUUUCUAGGAUACCAGUUGAUAUGUCUUAUCUGAGGCCUUGCCAUUUUAUAGUAAGGGCAUUUGAUGGGACACGACGAGAGGUCAUGGGAAAGAUUCAAAUUCCUCUAGAGGUGGGGCGAUGUGCAUAUGAUAUCGAGUUCAAGGUCAUGGACAUCACGCCUUCAUACAAUUGCCUCUUAGAAAGGCCUUAGAUCCAUU
Molecule: messenger RNA, 5322 nt
Organism: Gossypium raimondii (Peruvian cotton)
Lineage: Eukaryota; Viridiplantae; Streptophyta; Magnoliopsida; Malvales; Malvaceae
Exons: 2
Coding region: 4036-4812 (258 amino acids)
Source: RefSeq, a predicted model, not a curated record